AUGGAAAACAAGGGACAGUCCGAGGUUCAGGAGACCUCCGAGGGUUCUCCCCCCUUUUCCAUCCUCACAGUAACCUUACGAGCCAGCAGCCUUCUGGUCCUUUCUGCUGCCCUGUUCCACGUCGUCUGCCUUGACUCCACACGUUCUCUCAACGCCACCAUCGUCCAGACCUACAACCUCGCCUGCUACAUGAGAAGCAACACCACCGUCCUUCUGAACACCUAUCUCAGUCAUCAAGGUGUUCCAUUUAGCAACCCAGGCUUCAGUGCCCAGAAGCUGCACUAUGAGGGGGUGCCUACGGUUGCCAUCCCUUUCCUAGAAUGGCGGAUCCUCAGCGAUGGCAAGCGCCUGGGCAAGAACUAUGAGGCCUAUUCUGCCUUGUCGGAGUUUCUGCAGCUGGUCUUGGACGACCAGUUGGAGCUCAAUCCUAAUGAAACGGAGCUCCUGGACAUGCUGAGGCGGACGCAGCAACUCAUCCAAGGCCUGCUCAACAAUUUGACGGCCAUCAUGACUGCCAUGGGAGUUCCAAGCACCGCUCCAGCUGACCCACUCAUGUUGGACAAGACUGAAGCCAACUCCUUUGAGAAGAAGGUUCGAGGGUAUGUGGUGUGCCAGAUCUACAAAGAGUGGGUUGACCGUACAGUGCGAGACUUCUCUCUUCUCAUGAAAAAAUACCCAGUUUAA
Messenger RNA from Hemicordylus capensis (graceful crag lizard), 684 nucleotides. Its product is annotated as cardiotrophin-2-like. Lineage: Eukaryota; Metazoa; Chordata; Lepidosauria; Squamata; Cordylidae. The transcript has 4 exons. Bases 1 to 684 code for a protein of 227 amino acids. The record is from RefSeq and is a predicted model, not a curated record.